AUCGCAGUAAGGUCAAUGGUGGGGAAAACGAUGUGUUUACGUUUGGAAGAUAGAGACGCGGAUUACAAAAACGGCUGUCGCGAUAGAGGUAGGCAGUUAGUUAGUCGCUGUUGGACGCCCGAGAGAGACGUGCCGUCACCACUCGUGCAGAAGGUUGGUCUCUACUUCCCGCAAUCGAAUCUGACGCUGAGGCUACCGUACUUGGCGCAACACGGCGCGGCAGUCUUGCCGCGGGUGAAGUUGGUCGACCUGAGGACUCUCCGCGACGACUCCACGACGCCGAAAAACGUAGAGUAUCGACUCAGAACAGACCCGCAGAACUUCGCGAUCCAGCAGGAGAACAGUAGCAAUAUCGUGCUGCAGAGCCUUCCGGUGAAUGGCACCGGCUCUAUCAUCGUCGAGGCGAGCGAGACGAGUUUCGACAAGGCGGUGCUCGAUAUAUUAGUGCAACCAGUGGCAGUAACGACGAAAACGAUCGAUUGUACGGACUUUUUGCAGGACAUGUGCUUUUGGAACACGUCCAUAUACAAGAUUUACGAGAAUCAACCGGUCACCAUGAUUGGCACGUUCGGUCCGGAGGCGUACGGCUACGUGUGCCCCGAAUUCAACGUCACCAGAUAUGAGUUAUUGAACGGAACGAAGUACUUUCACGCCGUCGACGGUAUGCUGUUCGCGAACGCGUCCUUGGACCGGGACAUCCUGGACACAUCCGUGCCUCACAUGACGUCCGCGAACGCGUCCUUGGACCAGAACAAUCUGAGCGGGCCCGGACCUCUCGUGAUGGUGGAGGUGAACUGUGUCAUCUGGGAGACGAGCGGCCGACAGUACACGCAGACGAAAGUCAUCGCCAUCGACAUCCUGGAUGAGGACGACAAUCCUCCUUCCAUGCAGGGCAAUAAUUCCAUCGUAAAAGAACUCGAAGACUUCAGCACGGGCGCCACGUUGAUCAACACUUUGAUCCUGUCGGACGCCGACGCGAUGACUACCAACCGGUACAACGUCCUGCUGCUCGGGGACACCCACAACGCCUUCAGGAUCAGUCACCAGACGCUGCCGAUUGAGCAUUCCAAGCACCAUCCGAACAAGGCACCUUUCACCGUUAUUGUCGUCAGUAUCGACGCCAGGAAGACGUUGCUGCCGAAAUCGCCGUACAACGUGACCAUACAGGCCAUCGACGAGUCGCUUCUCCCGCGGUACGGACCGAAUACGGCGAACAUCAGUGUAUCGUUCACGGGCCCGGUGCACCGAAUUUCCACGACCAAGAAGUCAUCAUCAUCAGCCCCGACGACGCUGGAGCCGGUCUUGUUCCCCACGAGUGUGAUGAUCGCGCGGCUCUCGCCGAGGUACUUUCGCGUGACGGAACAGGCGGUGAACCUGUGGUCCUCGCGAACUUUUGUCCUAAACGGGUCAAGCGCCUUCGACGUCACCCAGCGAAGCGGCAUCGUCUACGUAUCGAACGAGACGUUGUUGCGCUCUGAGCCCGCCACCAUUCUACUGAAAUUAAAAUGGGGCGAGGAGAAGCGCGCCGAGUGGACGCUGCAAGUGAAUCUGAUCGACGUGCCGCCGUCGAAGGGCAACAACACCUGCAGACUGACUCAAGAGAUGCACUCGUGCGCGAAUGCAAGAUCGCGCGACAAAUGUGUGCAGUCCUGCGGAAUCGCCAGUGGAGCACUCAGCAAUGGCAGUUUCGCCGGUCAAUGUGUCUGGAGAAGUAACGACCGCAACAACGGCACUUCUCAGAUGUCGGAGAGCUAUUCCACCUGCUCGCCGAACCUCGCUUACUGCCCCGACAACAAGUGCGACGAACUGGAGCGCAGCGAUCCGCGCAUAUGCCCGCAGGAUUGCAUCGUUGAAUCCGACGUGCACUUCGCGCACAUCCACCCGAACGGCCGCGGCAUAAAAAGCGGCCUGGGUACCUGCGCCUGCAGCGAUCUACCCAAGUGCACCUGCGGACUCGAUGCCUUUCGCCACGUGAUCGUCUCAAACGCCAAAGAGAAGCGACUGUACGCCGGAAAAUUACGCGACCGCAAGAACGAGGUCGUCGCGUCGGGCACGCGCAAAGCGUCCAGCAAUCCGUGCGGUCCCACGUGUAUGAUGGGUGUCAUCGGGGCCAGUCUGUUCGUGUUGAUCGUCAUCGUCGGCUCGUUCGUCAUGUGGCGGUACAGGAGGGCGGCGAAGGGCGCACGACGGGAAUGCAAACACAGGGUGGACGAUGCGGCGAAUGGUAUUGGUAUUCUACCGUCCGACUACAUUGAUCGCGGUGACGGCCUCCUGAUCGGUCUAGACACCUUCACGACGGCGAAUCGUCAUCUGUUGCUGCCCAAGACGUGUCCGCCGGACCCGAAGUGGGAGUUCCCUCGGUCGCGGCUGACGAUCGAGCAAGUGCUGGGCGAGGGUGAGUUCGGGCGCGUCCUGCGUGCCAAAGCCAUCGACAUCGGCGGAUGGUCCGGGCCCACGACCGUGGCGGUGAAGACCCUGAAGGAGGACGCGUGCGCCUCCGAGUUGGCCGAUCUGCUGUCCGAGUAUCAGUUGCUGAAAGAGGCGCAGCAUCCGAACGUGAUCCGGCUGCUGGGAGCUUGCACGACGCCGGGCGCGCCUGUCUACCUCAUCAUCGAGUUCGCCGAAUUCGGUUCCUUACGCAACUAUCUGAGGCGCAGCCGUAACUUGAAGACGGAAGGAAGAACCGGCUGCUCGACGUCUCUGCUUUCCGCUUCGUCGGGCAACAACACCGGCGAGGAGUCGCGAUGCGCCGAUAACGCGUUGACCUACACUAUAACGCCGCACGAUAUUCUCUCGUUCGCUUGGCAAAUAAGCAAAGGGAUGGCGUAUCUCGCCGACAUUAAGUUGGUGCAUCGGGACCUCGCGGCGAGGAAUGUUUUGCUCGCCACUGGAAAGGUCUGCAAGAUCUCGGACUUCGGCCUGACUCGCGACGUCUACGAGGACGACGCGUACCUGAAGCGCAGCAAAGGGCGAGUGCCCGUGAAAUGGAUGGCGCCCGAGUCCCUGGCCGACCAUGUGUACACCAGCAAAUCGGAUGUUUGGAGCUUCGGCGUGCUCCUGUGGGAGUUGGUCACGUUGGGAGCCUCGCCGUAUCCCGGAGUGGACGUACAUAAUCUCUACAAUCUCCUCAAGUCCGGCUAUCGCAUGGAGAGGCCGGUCAAUUGUUCGCAGCAAUUAUACAAGCUGAUGAUGUCCUGUUGGCAUCUGGAGCCCGGCAUGCGGCCGUCUUUCAAGGAACUGACCUGCCAUUGGGAACGCAUGCUGGAGGAUGGUAUCGAGUAUCUCGAUCUUAAUCCGCGAACCGUCCACAAUCAGGCCUACUUUGAGUCCUUGCAUUCCUUGGACAAAAUGGACGAUUCCGAUGACAACGAGACUGUCAGCAACCUGAAGACGGACACCGUCAAUUACCUCGGCAGAAUGUCCUCCGAGCCGGUCACCAAGUGCGACAAGGUGGACAAAUUGCAGGCGCUCUGGCAGAUGUCCAUAGCGUCCUUCCCCGAGGAGCCCGUCAAAUCCUCCUACGUGAACGAUCGACCCGCAAGCCUCAACGCUAAUCAUUACGAGAGUCCCAUUAAACUGAGAAAUACUAGUGUGACCAGCAACAGUGAGAACGACCUGCGAAUAUGCAGUCAGGAACGUCCUCAGUCCUAUAUUGACAUGCAAGGGAAGAAAUCGACUGAGACGGAGGACCUCUUGAUGUUCGGCAGUAUGGACGACGACAGGAGCGACAAUAACGUGACAAAUUGAGCUACCUAAUCCUAAAUUGGAUUGGAUGUCCGACAAAUGAGAAGCUUCCACGAUCGAAUCAGGAUACACGCUCGACUUCCCGAAUCUCAACGUGUUCCCGAAGUCUUCGAGCGAAUACGAUGAGAGAACAACGAGAGGAGAUCUGAUGGAGUGAACAGCGCUCGCGCGAAUCGUGAGAGAGUGACGUAGUUAUCUAGUGAAGAACGAGAAGCGCAAGCGAGAAAUGCACGAGCGAUUCCAGUGAAACGAAAACUGCCAAUUUUUAUGGCAAUUUAUAGAGGAGCAUGCGAUGGUACGAUUGGAUCGGGGAAUUCGCAGCGGCGGAAGAAUUCCGGAAGAGCAGCUGCCGAAGAAUCUGAAGAAGAAUUCCCGGAGAAUCGCUGAGUAAUGCCUGAAGAAUUCUUGGGACAAGCGAACGGAGCGCUCCGCUGAGACUUGAGAGAACAGACAGUAUCGUAUGAACGAAUGAUUACCAUGUAGCGAGUGAAGAAAAUUAGUAAAUAAUUUAUCCUAUUUUUAUGUACUUAAAAUUGUACGACAGUUUGUCGACCAGCAGUGGUAAGGCCGCUUUUACUACUUAAUACCGAUAGUUACGCAUCAUAUAUAAGUCACUCGCGCGGUUUUCUCAAGGAGAAUCAUCGAGUUCGCCGAUCGGCGUUAAGUGUCUUCUGUGUGUCACACUACGCAACUGUGAUGAGGUUUGGGAGAGUAGUUUGCUCAUUCAAAGCGACAAGUCUCCUCGCGACCGACGAACGCUACGUACAGGGUGCCCGCGAGACGGGAACCUUCACAACUGGAUGGAUCGUUUCUCUAUCGUCGUCGUCGGCAGUUCCGAUAAAAAGUUUCACCCGAGCCGUAUAAUUACCGUCAACCACUCAAUGCUCCGGAAAUUUUUCUAUCGAAGAUGCCCGGGCUUCCAUCGAAUUUCCGUUGGCAAACAUUCGCGAGCGCGGAGAAUUAGAUGCAACUAGCGGGACACCCUGCACGCAGUCACCAGGAUCCGUAACUGAAUCGUCACGCUUCCCUCGAAACGAAAGAUACUUUCUACUGUCGCACUAGGCUUUUGUGGCUUUCGUGUGGCCUAGGCAACUUGAGCAGAUCGCACACAGCGACGCACGAGUAGUAGAAGGACGAGCGGCGGUUUUCACGAGACGCGGUGAAGUGCGAGAGCUGGCGACACUCCAUAUCCAAAGAAGAAGACUGCGCGUCUCGCGCCGUGAGAGCGAUCCCACGGUUGAGAGAUAACAAAGAGAGUCGUCCCUUUUGUAUUUAUGUAUAAAUGCAACAUUCCACGAAACUAGGCUAGUGCUUUCGUCGCGCGAGCGCGACAAUCGCAUCUGAUUUUUCAUCUUUUGCGACACGACGUUUGGUGUUCUCUUUCGUUUCCCUUCUUCUUUUCUCUUGACUUCGUUACCACCCGCCGACGCGCUAAUUCAGUCAACAACGACACCGACGUGCGAGCGCGUCGGUAUGGCUCGGCUAAUCUACGUAUAAAUGCUAUGUGCCAUAUUAAUUUCUUGUAAUUAAUAUAUUACAGAAUUACAUAUAAAGCGCUUUCACAACGGUG
Molecule: messenger RNA, 5314 nt
Organism: Harpegnathos saltator (Jerdon's jumping ant)
Lineage: Eukaryota; Metazoa; Arthropoda; Insecta; Hymenoptera; Formicidae
Gene: Ret
Product: protein kinase receptor Ret oncogene
Exons: 19
Coding region: 16-3747 (1243 amino acids)
Biological process (GO): cell surface receptor protein tyrosine kinase signaling pathway; positive regulation of kinase activity; multicellular organism development
Cellular component (GO): plasma membrane; signaling receptor complex
Molecular function (GO): ATP binding; transmembrane receptor protein tyrosine kinase activity
Source: RefSeq, a predicted model, not a curated record